This is a messenger RNA of Penicillium longicatenatum, 942 nucleotides long. Its product is annotated as dTDP-4-dehydrorhamnose reductase family protein. The record is from RefSeq and is a predicted model, not a curated record. Gene Ontology annotation, molecular function: methionine adenosyltransferase regulator activity. Lineage: Eukaryota; Fungi; Ascomycota; Eurotiomycetes; Eurotiales; Aspergillaceae. Bases 1 to 942 code for a protein of 313 amino acids. Gene Ontology annotation, cellular component: methionine adenosyltransferase complex. The transcript is spliced from 4 exons. Gene Ontology annotation, biological process: S-adenosylmethionine biosynthetic process.
AUGACUUCCGUGGUUCUUGUAACAGGAGCCAGUGGCCUGCUUGGCCGCCAAGUGUUCAAUACCUUCCAGCGCUCAGGAGUUCUAGUAGUUGGACAGGGGUUUUCUCGAGCUACCCCGCCAACCAUCCUGAAAGCGGACCUUGAGCAGGAAGAAGAGGUCAAAUAUAUCCUGGACGAGGUUAAACCUCAGAUUGUCAUCCAUUGUGCCGCAAACAAAUCCCCGGACCUCUGUGAAAAGGACCCCGAGAAAGCACGCAAGCUCAAUGUCGACGCCACACGUGUCCUCGCCGAGCAAUGCUCUACCCGCGGAGCCUUGCUUAUCUACAUUUCCACCGACUACGUUUUCCCCGGAGUGGAGGGCGAGGCGCCCUACGAAGUUGACGCAGAGACCAAGCCACCGAACAUGUAUGGCCAAUUCAAGCGGGACGGGGAGGUUGCAGUCCUAGAAGCUACUAAGGACACCGGUCUAGGCGUUGUUCUCCGUGUCCCGGUACUCUACGGAACCGCCAAGGACACCUCCGAGAGCGCUGUCAACUGUUUGGUGGAUGCAGUCAUGAAGGCACAGGAUGCCGAUGCCGGUGUGAAGAUGGACGAUUGGGCUCAGCGCUAUCCUACCAACACCGAGGAUGUGGCACGUGUCUGCCGAGACAUUGUCAUCAAGUACAUCAAGGAGAAACACCGGAUGAAGGAGUUGCCGCAUGUCCUGCAGUUCAGCUCCGAGGAUCGUAUGACUAAGUACGAGAUCUGUGAGAAGCUUGCUGAGGUUCUCGGUUUCCCGCUGCCUGGUAUGAUCCGUAACAAGCAGGGUAAUGAUCCCAAUGGAGCCCAGCGGCCAUAUGAUACACACCUGUCUACUAAGGCACUUGUGGAUUUGGGAAUUGAUGUGAGAACUGUGGACUUUGUGACCUGGUGGCGACGUGAGCUGGGAGCGUACAGGAAGUAG